AUGGCACCAACUAAGAAAAAAGCCAAGAAAAACGUUAAAGCUGCUAAAACCACUAAUGACAAAAAUGAUGAUGGUCAGAAGGAUGAAGGUGUAUUGAGUUCCAGAACUGUGGAUUUAUGGGAUGGUCAAGGUGAAGAUGCAGUCAAAAUUACAAAGAAAAUAAAGCCUUCCAUUAUACCUGCUGUCGAAGUUGAACCUCCUGGAUGCUCAUUCAAUCCUGCACAUGAAAGCCAUCAGGAUGCAUUGGCUCUUGCUGUUGCAGAUGAAAUGGAGAAAAUUUAUCGAGACGAAUUGGGGCCUGAGCCUGUUCCUGUAACUGUUCCUGGAGAAGUUAUCGACGAGGAAGAGAAAUAUUUUCUUGAUGCGGAUGGGGAAGAUGAGGAUGAUCAAAAUGAAAAUCUAAUUGACAAUGGAGAUGCAGAUCCAGAGAAGAGAGCGAAAUCGGUAACACGAGUUGAGAUGAAUCGGAGGAUUAGACGCAAGGAACAAUUGAGAGCUGAAACAGAAGCCAAAAAGGUGGAGAAACUCUCUAAAGGGAUUGACUGCUUACCGGAUCUACUUGAAGAAAUAGCUAAAGAGGAUGAAGAAAAAAGGAAGAGACAUCUCCGUCGCAUUGUUGCUAAAAAGGAACGCCUAAAAGCUUGUCCACCCCGCCUGGGAAAGCACAAAUUUGUGCCUGCUCCUCUCCAAGUCCUAUUAUCUGAAGAAAAAACCGGUUCCCUUCGACAGCUGAAGGGCUGUUGUACCGUUGUCAAGGAUCGAUUUAAGAGCUUGGAGAAAAGAGGAUUAGUUGUUCCAUCAAAGAGGAGUGGCAGGAUAUGGAUGUGACUUUUGCAGGAAGUAGGAUCCUUGGUCAUAGUUUGGUUUGCUUUCCCUUAUGGAACUUUAAGUCGAAUGCUGUGCAGAAUGGCUGCUCCUCAUUGCAGUUCUCACAAAUCUCCUUCUGCCUGCUUGUUACUAUUUAUAUUUCUGGUUCUGGCUCUCAGUAUUUGAAAGGGGAUUUUGUUAGACAAAUUUUACAUCAAAUUAUGCGUUUCGUUUUA
This is a messenger RNA of Olea europaea var. sylvestris, 1043 nucleotides long. RefSeq names its product ribosome biogenesis protein NOP53-like. Bases 1 to 828 code for a protein of 275 amino acids. Gene Ontology annotation, biological process: ribosomal large subunit assembly; rRNA processing. The record is from RefSeq and is a predicted model, not a curated record. The transcript is spliced from 12 exons. NCBI's taxonomy places the organism in Eukaryota, Viridiplantae, Streptophyta, Magnoliopsida, Lamiales, Oleaceae. Gene Ontology annotation, cellular component: nucleolus. Gene Ontology annotation, molecular function: 5S rRNA binding.